AUGGGUUGUAAAAAUGCUCGCUCUAUCCUUACUUCUAAAAUGGCUCGAAGAGAGGGCGGAAAAUUCUGCGCCAAGUCUCCAAUUAUUACUAUUGAUACAGAAAAGGAAGCUGGAGAAAAGGAACUUUACGACUGGGAGCUCUUGGAUUUAGAUACGGAUAUGAUGAUUGCUGCAUACUAUAAUAGCUUUCUGACAUGGAGACCAGACGCAGGAAAAAAUUUGCGUGGACUCUACAGAGGAGACUCAAGAUCAUCAAUUAUGUGCAACAAGAGAAAAAUGAAAGAAGAGCUUGAGGCAAAUAAAGACAAGAAGGUCAGAACGCUUGCUGAUUUUGGUUUCUUGGUUCCUGUUGCACCAGUUUCGCCUGUAACAGAAGCAUUAACUGUAUACAAGCAAUUGAAAGAUGAGAAACUUGAAGAGAUUCGUGAAGCUUAUGAGAAAAUCUCUGAGAUGAUAAAGCCUCCAGUCAGUUCAGAUAGUGAGUUGGGCAAGUUUGCUUUGUUUGAAGUAAGCAAACACAUUGUUUUGAAAGAGUAUUUCCGACGCCUCUUGAACAAUUGCAAGAAAAUCAAGGCAUCUGAAAAAGCAGCAGAGAUUUUUUGGACAACACCUUCCAAGUACUGUGGAGAGGCUGUCUGCGGUUGGGCCAAAGAAUUUCUUCAGUUUGGCAAAAUUUCUGAACAUCAACAGGGCAAGCAUGCCAAGCGGUCUUCAAUUGUAGACGAUGAAGACCUUAAAAAGAAAGCAAUCGUUUGGCUUCGUGCUCAAAAAGCAGAAAGAUGA
Messenger RNA from Phycomyces blakesleeanus NRRL 1555(-), 783 nucleotides. RefSeq lists its product as hypothetical. The transcript has 2 exons. Bases 1 to 783 code for a protein of 260 amino acids. The record is from RefSeq and is a predicted model, not a curated record. Lineage: Eukaryota; Fungi; Mucoromycota; Mucoromycetes; Mucorales; Phycomycetaceae.